Molecule: messenger RNA, 828 nt
Organism: Papaver somniferum (opium poppy)
Lineage: Eukaryota; Viridiplantae; Streptophyta; Magnoliopsida; Ranunculales; Papaveraceae
Exons: 2
Coding region: 1-828 (275 amino acids)
Source: RefSeq, a predicted model, not a curated record
AUGUCGACUGAGACUGCCAAAUGGUGUAAUAGUUUGGAAAAAAGCCUAUGUGAACUUUUGAUAGUUCAAAUACUUGGUGGUAAGAAGCCUAAAUCAUUUGUGAAAGAAGCUUGGAUUGAAGUAAAAGAUGAAUUCAACAAGAAAAAUGGACAGAAUUUUACUAUGGAUCAAAUUAAGAAUAGGUAUAAUUUGUUCAGGGUUAGACACAAUGACAUGAAGAAGCUCAUGUCCCUUAGUGUCUUUGAAUGGGAUUCGGAAGAUAAAAAGAUUAUAGUUGACGACGAAGGAGUGUGGGAUGCAUAUCUUGGGAAUACCCGGAUAAAAAAAAAGUAUAAGACAAAUGGUUGCCCUAUCUAUGAAGAGUUGUGUACCAUUUUUGGCGGUUCAACUGCAACUGGUUCUAAUGCGUAUGCUUCGGCUCAGAGCGUAGAUGAUGAUACUCCAGUUAAGUCCUCGAGGCAGGGGUCGUCCGUUGUUGGGGUGGAAGAAGUAAGUGAAAGCUCAACAGAGAAAGCUAAUGAAAGAGGAAAGCGAAAAGCUCCAACAACAAUUGAUUAUGGUCAAACUAAGAGAGCUACAAGUACUGCUGGUCUGAGUGAAGCUUUGUUUGCUAUUGCUGAUGCCACAAAAGCUAAACAUGUUAUUGAUUUGGAUAAGGAUCCUUUUUCAAUUCCAAAUUGUACAAAGUAUUUGCAAUCUCUUGAUGGCGUGAGUGUUCGAAGUUUAAUGGGGGCGUUAGAGAAGUUUCAAGAUGCUGGAUGGAGACAAGUUUUUAUGUCACUAGAUCCUAAUAAUCAGAAGGAAUGGCUGAAGAAUCUCGGGUCUUAG